AUGGCAGAUUCAAGCAACUCGCAUCGCGCUAGCCUGCUCGAACCGUUCCCUCUAAGCCGCUCUGUUGUAUUAUUCGCAUUAUGUUUGUGCACGGCGUAUUGUCACGGAGCGGCCCUUGGCGCCGAAUCGCCGGUGAUCCCGGCAAAUGAAAUGGCUCAACAUGACGAUGUCCGCGCUGCAAUACUACCUGGCAGUAGCGGAUUGGACGGAGGUUUUCAAAUGGAAGAAGCCCUCUUAGUUGCUUCAGUAAGAGCUGCCAGGAAAUUUCUCAGCAUUCUGAAUCCUCUAAACUGGCUUCUCUACUUGGUGGGCGCUGAAGAUGAUCGCUUGGCUCCCGGGUCUUUCUGUAAUCCUGCUGCUCAUUUGGAUCACGAGUGCACUACGCUGUUCGACCACAUCGUCGUCGGCUGCGGAGCCACAGGUUGCCCGCUCGCGCGUACACUCUCCGAGGGAGGCAAGCGGGUGCUUUUAAUAGAGAGGGGGAAAGAGAGGAGCUUCUCAAGGACUCCAAACGCAAUGACAAUCAACGGUGCAGGACGGGCCAUCCAAGAUGAGGACAUCAGCCAGGCUAUCGUCACUACUCAGGGCAUACGAACUAACACUGCUAACAUCAUGGGUGGUGGGACGAGUAUCAACAUGGCCAUUGUCAUUGAGGAGGAGAAAGAAUUUUUUGAGUAUCUGAAUCAAGCCUACGGCUACAACUGGAAGAUGGACCGUGUUGCUGAAGCAUACGAGUGGCUCAGUCGGCAGAACUAUUUUCCAAUGCCACAGGAUGCGCGUUUCGGAACUGCGUGGACAAAGGCCCUCCUUAGCCGCGGCUACACUCCUUGGACUCCUGCAGGGCGCGCUUACACAGGCGGGCCAUUACCCACAGGAUAUCGGUUUCGCAUGGGAUACAUUUGGGGUGGCGGUUCUUUUUUCAACCAUGAUGAAGGCGACUUCAGAAUGGCCAGCGACACGUUGCUCGGUCCGGACAAAGGCAAGGUGCGCAACGCGAAUCUCACGGUUCUCACGGAGCACGCUGUCCAGCGGGUGCGGUUUGACGCAAGUGGCGCCGUGCCACGAGCUGUCUGCAUCGACUACCGGAAGACAGCGUUUGAGGAUCAGCAAACUCUCGGCACAAUGAAUACAAUCUCCACAGGGUUCAUUGGCUGGAAAGCUCAGGCGUACUACCUGCUGAAGCGCGCCAAAGCAGCCUUGAUGUUCUACUCCAAGACGGAUCCCGAGGAAUCAAAGAUAAUAAAGCGCGCAUGUGUAGGGAAAAACGGGGAAAUCACUUUAUCCGCGGGUGCAAUACAUACGCCGCUCUUACUUAUGCGCUCGGGGAUUGGCUCUCGCGAGCAGCUCAAGAAGAUAUCAGUACCACCAGUGAAAGAGCUUCCAGCUGUGGGGAAGAACCUGAGGGAUCGGAUGUUUAUUCCUAUCAAUUUAUUUACUGUCGAGAAGAACUCAUCCCCAGCCUACCACCCAUCGAGAAUUUGUGAGGCAACUGGUGUUGCGAAGCUGGGGCCUGACUGCGACGACUUCAAGAUUGGGGACCGGUCGCUCAAAUGCACUUUGGCGGUUGCUGAAGAAUUGUACGGCGGCAACAUCACCGAGGGUGUGAUCUUGGGUACCCGCUACAUCUUCCCUCCCGCAUUCCGUCAUCAUCCAUUGGUGGACAAGGCCUUUGAGAUCAUGACAUACUGUGCCCGACACCGCCCACUGGUGGAGCACAUGCAUGAUUACCUUCCGAUUUGCGCCACCAUCGAGCCGAUGGUAAACUGCUUCAGACGAGGUAGCGCGCCGUUUUAUUUUACGUCCGAGCCGAAGUCGAGCGGAUACGUCGCGCUUGAUGAACGGGGGGAGGUGGAGGUAGAGCUUAACUACUUGAAGGACGAACAGGAGAUAUUUGAUGCCAUUCGCGGAAUGCAAAACUUGCUGGAGGCUCUUAAGGCUCCGGUGUGGAGGGGAGUCGUUGAGCCAAUCUCCCUUAAAUCCUGCCCUGUCCAAAUCAUGAGCGGGGUAUUAGACCUUGUCGCUCGAGUCGGGCAGGAAGCUAUCGGCGAAAUCUUCCAUGGUCCCGGUCUCCAUGAGAUCCGGCAAAACUUGGAGCUGCUCCUACCCGGUAACCGUACUGUGGUCCCCCUCGACGCACCGCAAGUUUCAGAUGAGGCUGAUGAUGGCAUCGAGAUUUCACAGGAGAACUUCGACAGAUAUGUUAAGGGCUUAGCAGCAAUUCAGGAAAAACAGGAUAAAGUGGAGGCCAUGCUACGACAAACUCAACCACUGCCUACAGCUGGAAGAGUCAAAACAGAGGCAGACACCUCACGUGUUGACUGGAAGAAGAUCUUAUCUGAGCUCCGGAAAGAGUCUCUGGCGCGAGGUGAUGUAAAAAAGAAAGACAAGGAUGUGUGCGAUGCCACUUGCGAUGGGAGCGAGGCACCGCCCCCCCACGGAACUUUGGAAAGCUGCUCCUUCAAGGACCCGUAUCACUUCUACAGCGGCAUGUGUGGCACAGGUUCCAGGGAAGACAGUGAGGGUUCUACGGAGCUGCCCAGCGGCGCAGGAGAACUGUCACCCACUGAGGAUCCCGAGGCCUUUGGCCGAUUCUGGUCGAACAGGUUUCGGCCCGGUUCUAACAGGGACCAAUGGCAAGCCUCUUACCCUCCGAUCUUGCCACGCACGGAUCAUCCAGAGGAAGUCGCAGAGUUUGUCUUUGCGUUCAUGACAAGUCUCUGGCACUUACACGGGACAUCAAAAAUGGGAGAAGUUGUUGACCAAAACUUCAACGUCAUUGGCGUUGACGGCCUGUCAAUCGCCGACGCCUCCGCACUGUCAAAAGUUACCCGGAUGAACCCUACCGCGACACUCGAGAUGAUGGGGCGCUACAUCGGCCUUGGAAAGCUCGACGAGUGGCGGCGUCAAAUGACGUCGAGCUCACCCAGUGAAUUCUUGUCGGAGGUGAUCUAA
This is a messenger RNA of Besnoitia besnoiti, 2952 nucleotides long. Its product is annotated as GMC oxidoreductase. The transcript has 8 exons. Gene Ontology annotation, molecular function: flavin adenine dinucleotide binding; oxidoreductase activity, acting on CH-OH group of donors. The record is from RefSeq and is a predicted model, not a curated record. The coding region runs from base 1 to 2952 and encodes 983 amino acids. Lineage: Eukaryota; Apicomplexa; Conoidasida; Eucoccidiorida; Sarcocystidae.